AGGGCUUGGGCGGUCCGGGGAGUUGCUUGCUGGUUCCUGCGGCUUUGUGUUUGGGGCUGUGGAGAGUAGCGACGUGCCUUAUGGAAGUGAGUGCGGCUGGUGAGAGCAGGCUGAGCAGAGGUGGUGGAGUCACUGGGUGGCUUGCAGGUGGUGGUUGGAACCCUUGUGUUAAGGCGGCACACUGCUUUAGCUGUGAGGUCGGGGUUGGACGAGCUUUAAGUGCUGGGAAUUGCUAAUAGAACCGUACAGUAUCUUGAGCUGAAGAGACCCGCAAAGGUCAUGGAGUCCAACUUCUGUCUCCACAUAGCACCGCACAAACAAAAUUCACACCCUACAUCUGAGAGCACUGUCCAAAUGCUCCUUGAGCUCCGGCAGCUCGGGGCCGUGUCCACUGCCCAGGGCAGUCUCUUUCAUGCCUACUGCCUUCUGCUGCAGACCCUGUCCCUAACCCCUAGCUGCCUCUCCCUUGACACCGCUCCAUGCCGUUCCCUCGGGCCCUGUCGCUGUCACAGAGAGCAGAGCUCAGUGCUGCCCCUCGGUGUUCUGUGAGGAGAUGCAGCCGCCAUGAGCCUCCCAUCAGCUCCUCUAGGCUGAAUCCAGCUGCUCCUCAAACACCUUGUCCUCUAAGUACUUCACUGUCUUUGCAGCCUUCCUUUUGGCACACUCUAAGGGCUUUAUGUCCUUCUUAUGCUGUAUCACCCAAACCCGCACUCAGAGCCUGAGGUGAGGCGAUGCAGCGGACAGCCCCUCCCCGACAUGGUAGUAGUGCUGGGCCUGUGGUACCCCAGGGCACAGUUGGCCCUUUGGGCUGUCAGGGCACACUGCUGGCUUGCAUUUAACUUGCAGUUAGGCAGAACUCCUAGAUCCCUUUCUGUAGGGCUGAUCUUCAGCGUCUUGGUCCUUAGUCUGUAUAUGCUCAGGGCUGCCCCAUCCCAGGUGCAGAAUCCAGCACUGCUCUUGGAAAACUCCAUGCAGUUGGUGAUUGCACAGCUCUCCAGUUUCUCAAGAUCUCUCUGCAAGGCCCUCGAGGGAGUCAGCAGCUCCCCCCAGUUUAGAGUUGUCUGCAAAUGUACUUGGUAUACCUUCAAGUCCUGCAUCCAAGUCAUUGACAAAAACAUUAAAGAGAAUUGGCCCCAAAAUGGCCGUUGUUUUCUAGUUUAAUAUUUUACUUCAGCCUUAGGCAUUGUCUGUUAAUAAACUCAGCUGCUGUGAAACUGUGAAAUGACCUCAUCUUAUGAAAGGGAGGGAGGAAGGAGGUAAACCUGAGCAGACAAGUCACAAGUGUGGGCUGUCAGGGAAGUGACCCACAGUCCAGAAGAGCAACUGGAGCUGGCCUUCUGUAUCUGAGUAGCUGCUUUGUGUCUUGAGAGAGCUGAGGUAGAAAAACCAAGGUUCUGCAAACCUUAAGUAUGGGAAGUUCUUCAGCAUCAGUCCCAGAGGCCCCCGCUCAUUUCAUGGCUCACAUGGUAUCAUUGCUGCUGAAGAUUAGAAGGUGUCUCUUGAUCAGCUAAGAUGGUUUUGAAGAAGAAGAAGAAGGAAAUCCAGGUUGAUGCGUUCUCUCUUGAUUGUCAGCAGCUUGAGAAACUUCAGGGGUUUUCAAAGGCUGAAGAGCAAAAUCUGGCAUCUCUGCUUCUGCACUGUGCACAACUGAGCAAUGGCAUCCAGCAGAUCCAAUGUAUUAAACAAAUUAUGCCUUUGGUAAAGGCGAUGGAUCAAAACUCUGCAUGUGAUCCCAUGCUUAAAGCUUGUUUGGAGAUCUUGGGAGAGACGUAUUUUUCACUGGAUGUGAAGAAUCCCCUGAAAAAAGUAUUAGCAAGUUCACUGAAUGGUCUUCCUGAAUGGUUUAUGACGUUAGCUGUACAAAGCUUUGUGUGCUGCCUUAGAGAAGAACUGAAAACCACAGAUGUAUAUUUGUACAGAAAAGUACUGGACAACCUUGCUUCUUGUAUGGAGGACUUCAACUUAGGUAGAGCAAGUAUUACGAAUCUGUUUGAAGAAGUUCUUCAGUUUCUGCAAAAGGCGCUACUUGACAUACAGGAAGAAAACAGAAGUAAUAAUGGAAAUCGCAUUGUUCAGACUCGGUUGAUGCAUGAUUUAUUGAUGGCCAUUAAAGUUGCAAUGAUGCUUGUACAGAAAUUGCAAGAAAACAUUCAGGGAAGUCUUUGGAAAAAUCAUGAGUCUUUUGUUUGGCAAAGUAUGUGUAAUUUACUGAAAAGCUCCUCAGACUUCCUAAUGGAUGAAACACUCCUACAGACUGUUCAGACUACCUCAGGACUGGCCUUUAUUCUGUUCACUAAAGCUAUGUAUGAACCUGCUGAAGAAUUACCUUCCUUGGUCAGUGACUUGCUCUGUGGAUCGAGGAAACUUGCAGGCAUGCCAGCAUGGUUUGUGAAUAACUGUGGGGCUCUGUGCACAGAGCAGCUCUCUGACUCUGUUCUUCUCUUCCUAUGCCAUGGAGCGCUGGCUAUGCUGGACUGGAAGAGUGGCAGCAUGGGUGAAAAUGGAGAGAAACUAUUACUAGAUAUCGCAUCAGUCUUGUUGUCUCUGAGUUCAGAGUUAAAAGAAUCCAGCAUGGCAACAUCUUUGUCUAGAAUUCUUGCUAUUUGGACUAAUUCAGCACUAGCUGCCCUUAUUCCAGACUCACCAAAUCUAAAAGUGAAACUUAAUGGGAAUUCAGAGGUGGUUGGGAAGCUGCUGGAAUACGUUUACACACACUGGGAACACCCUCUGGAUGCUGUUAGACACCAAAGCAAACUGAUAUUCAGGAAUCUUCUUCAGAUACACCGAACCAUCAUUGCUGCAUCUGAUGAAAAAUCAGACCCAUUCUUUGCAAGGCUAACCAGGCGUUUACUGAGUUUGGAAUGGCAUGUUAAAGGGAAAUAUGCUUCUCUUGCCUGUCUUGUGGAGUGUCUGGGCACUGAAAAUAUACUGCAGUUGGACAGAUCAAUUCCAGUACAAAUACUGAAUGUGAUGAAUGAUCAGUCUCUUGCACCCUAUGCUAGUGAUCUUUUGGAAACCAUGUUUACAAAUCACAAAGUCCAGUUUACUUCAGGUUCUCAGAAGAGCACUUGGAUUGACCAGUGGCAUGACGUCUGGGUUUCUCCUCUUCUUCAAAUACUGUGUGAAGGGAACCAUGACCAAACUACAUAUAUAAUAGAUUACUAUUUACCAAAAUUACUCAGAUGUAGCCCUGACAGUCUGAGCUACAUGAUUAGGAUUCUUCAGGCUUCUGCAGAUGCUAAUCUUGGCUCUUGGAGUACCAGAGGAGCUCUUGGAGCCCUGAUGGCAUGCCUAAGAACAGCCAGGGCUCAUGGACACCUGGAGCUUUCCAAUAUUAUGAGCAGGGGUCUUGUAUCCACUGAAUCUAUAAAACAGGGUCUAGUCCAUCAGCACAAUCAGGUUUGCAUCGAUGCUUUGGGUUUGCUUUGUGAAACUCAUCGUAGUACAGAAAUUGUGUCUGUGGAAGAAAUGCAAUUAAUUUUAUUUUUCAUUACAUACAAUUUGAACAGCCAGUCUCCUUCAGUAAGGCAACAGAUAUGUUCUUUGCUGAGAAAGUUAUUUUGUAGAAUACGAGAAAGUUCUCAGGUGCUUUAUAAAUGGGAGCAAAAUAAAACCAAGCAAGAGUUAUUUGAAGACUCACCUAAAAGGAAUCCUUUGGGGAUUUUGCAGAAAUAUCAAGAUUUCCUGUCAUCUUUAUGUGACAGACUUUUUGAGGCGUUGUUUCCUGGUUCGUCGCACCCAACCAGAUUUUCUGCCCUAAGCAUUUUAGGAUCAGUAGCUGAAAUAUUUUCUGUUCAAAAAGGCCAGGAGCAAGUUUUUAGAUUGGAUCAGGAGAUCAAUUCUGCUCGUGUCCGAACUUUGAUUCAGUGUUUUGCAAGUACUUUUGAAGAAGUAAAAGUCCUAGCGUUUGAGCUGUUGAUGAAGCUACGUGAUGUUGUGUUUAGUUUACAGGAUUCUGAAAGUCUAGAUCUGUUAUUCCAAGCAGCAAUGGAUCUUAGCACAAGUACCAAGCCGUAUGAUUGUGUCACUGCUUCCUAUUUGUUGAACUUCUUAGCGUAUCAUGAAGAUCUACAGCAUAUUUGUUUAGGAAAAUGGAUUAAGCAUAACCCCCAGAUGAAUGAAGACACAUCAGUAGGUACAGUGGAGAAGAACAUCUUAGCAGUUAUCAAGCUUUUGUUGGUGAAUGUUGAAGAAGAAAUAUUUCAAGCAAAAAAGUCUCUACUGCAAGCAGCAGCGUCAUUCCCAAUGUAUGGGAGAGUGCACUGUAUAAACGGAGCGUUGCAGCAAUUACCUCUUAAUAACUUGAUGUUUGUAACUGAAUGGAAGCAAAUAGUGGCAAGGCUCAUUCUGAUGUCAUAUGAACUCUCUGCUGUAGUAUCUCCAGUAGUGCAAAGCUCAUCACCAGAGGGUCUUAUUCCAAUGGAUAUUGAUUCAGAAACUGCUGAUCGCCUGCAUAUGAUUCUGAAAGAGAUACAGCCCCAGGACACAAAUGAUUAUUUUAUGCAAGCAAAAAUGUUGAAAGAACACUGCAAAAUACAGUCUGAAAAGCUGGCUGAACACAAGCCCAUGGAAAAUAUUUGCACAGAAAUGAGAGGUAAAGAAAGUCAGAUAUGUGAUGUCACAGCUCAAAUGGUACUCGUGUGUUGCUGGAGAAGCAUGAAGGAAGUAUCUCUGCUAUUAGGGACACUGUGUAAGCUUCUGCCUACACAGGCUUCAUCUGAACCUUCACAUGGGUUGAUUACUGUAGAACAGGUCAAAAAUAUCGGAGACUACUUCAAACACCAUCUGAUGCAGUCGAGGCACAGGGGUGCCUUUGAAUUGGCGUACGCUGGCUUUGUGCAACUUACAGAAACACUUUCGAGAUGCAACAGUGAGAGUCUGCGCAAGAUGCCAGAGCAGUGGCUACGCUGUGUUUUAGAAGAAAUCAAAUCUUGUGAUCCUUCGUCUACGUUAUGUGCAACCAGACGUAGUGCAGGAAUUCCAUUCUACAUACAGGCUUUGUUAGCUUCAGAACCAAAGAAGGGCAAAAUGGAUUUGCUGAAAAUGACAAUCAAAGAAUUGAUGUCCUUGGCAUCACCUUCGAGCGAACCUCCAAGUGCAAUUCCGCAGGUUCAUGCUUUAAAUAUCCUACGGGCACUGUUUAGAGAUACACGUUUAGGUGAAAACAUCAUGCCUUAUGUUGCAGAUGGAAUACAAGCAGCAAUUCUAGGUUUUACAUCACCUAUCUGGGCAGUAAGAAAUUCAUCUACGCUUCUUUUUAGUGCUCUAAUUACAAGGAUUUUUGGAGUUAAAAGAGGGAAAGAUGAAAAUUCCAAAAAAAAUAGGAUGACAGGAGCGGAGUUUUUCUCUCGAUUUCCAAGUCUUUAUCCUUUCCUUCUCAAGCAGUUGGAGGUUGUAGCCAAUACUUUGAACAGUGAAGAUGAAGAACUGAAAAUUCAUCCAAGUUUGUUCCUUUUGCUUUUAAUCCUGGGAAAGCUGUAUCCAUCUCCAAUGGAUGGAACUUACUCAGCACUCAGCAUGGCACCAUUCGUCCCCUUUAUUAUAAGGUGUGGACACUCGCCUGUGUACCGUUCACGUGAGAUGUCAGGUCGAGCCCUUGUUCCAUUUGUUAUGAUAAAUGAAGUACCACAUACAGUACUGUCACUGCUGAAGGGGCUUCCAGAUUCUACCAGUCUUUGCAUACGACAGAAUAACAUUCAUGGAACACUUCUUCAAGUUUCUCACUUGCUGCAGUCAUACUUGGAUUCAAAACAGCUUGGUAAUUCAGACUUUGAGCAGGGACUCAGUGAUAUUGUUACCUGUAUAGGAAGCAAACUGUGGUUGGCUAAAAGGCCAAAUCCUUGUUUGGUGACCAGAGCUGCUUUUCUCGAUGUCCUUGUGAUGCUGAGUACUCACCUGGGGAAUUCCCAAAAGCAAGGAAUGCAGUUUGUUGAGUUUUGGGAAGAGAUGAACAGAGUUAUUUCAGAAUGUGAACUGAUGACAGGUAUUCCCUACUUGACUGCAGUACCUGGACUGGUGCAGUAUCUUCAGAGCAUCACCAAACUUGUAAUAUCAGUGCUGUCAGUGACCUCAGCUGCUGACAUCCAGAGCAGCAGUUCACCCACUGCAAUGAAAAUAGCCAAGCCACCAUUGUCAAUAGUUCAUCUCCUUCACUCUGAGUUUCAUGAAGUACGUCUACUUGCAUUGGAAGCAGUACUGCUCUGGCUCAAAAAAGUGAAUGCCAAGCAAAUUGCAAAAGAAGGAGGUGUACUGUGUUUGCUUGUUGAUUUGGAGGGCGUUCUCCUCUCAAUGACUCUGAAGGAAAAGAAUCUCGAGUGUUUCUACAAGGUGCUGGAAAUUCUUUAUAAUAUGGAUCUCAGAAAUGUGCUUCCAAAGAUUGAAUGCUCUAUAAAAAUGAAUCCAAAUGAGUUCUUAACCUGGAGCUUAGACAUAAUGGAUAACUCCAACAGCACUGAAGUUCGAAGCAUGGCUCUCAAGUUUGCCUCAAAGUUCGUUGUACAUCUUUUAGAGAACCACCAGCAGAUUUCAGAAGAGGUCUUGAAAAAAUGGGUUCAACAGUUAAUUUAUUUCUGUGGAGAUGAGCAGGAGACAGAGAUGCUGCUAGCAGCUGCUGAAGUAUUUAGAAGUAUAACAUCAUUACUUCUGAUCAGUGAGAAGCUCGUUCUUGGUCUCUCUGAUACCCUCGCAAUGUGGAAAUGUGUGAUUCUCCUGCUGCAGAAUGAAGAUUUGGUAGUAAGGGAUGCAGCUGCUGAGGUUCUACAAGUUGCACAGGCUGAAAAAAAGAGCAGUAAAGGAGCAGGGUUCAUGUUUAGGGUCAUGAACGCUCCCCUGGCCCUGGACUUGGCCUUUGGCACGCUGUGUGAGCAGCUCCAGCAGUGGGGGCAGACGUGUGCCGGCAUCCCAGUGCUGCUGGAGUGGCUGCUGGGAGACAGCGACCCAAGGGGAGGCCUGGAGCCAUCCGCCCCAGAAGAAGACGAGUGCCUGUUUGACAAAGGGGAAGUGAACUUCUGGGCAGAGAAGCUGACCAGUGCCAGGCUGCUGGGUAAGCACCUGCUGCUGCUCGCCCAGGCGACCCACCUGGCCCUGCCGGAUGGAGGAGAGCUUGAUAGGCUCUGCAGAAGGGCCCAGGACCAAGCCCAGCUCACUGCCCGCCUCCUUACAGCCCUACCUCCGAGUCCAGAAUUUUUGAAAACGGCAGAAUUCACAAAACUGGCCAUUCAGAACGAGCAAAUAUCACUCUGCCUUAAAAUACUGAAUCUGCUGCAGUCUGUUGGCAAGGGCAAAGACGGAAAUCUGAAAGAGUAAAAUUACCAGAAGUUCCUAAAAAGUUACAGAGUUCCUAAAAGUUCCUUCUCAGGGAGCUGUAGGCUCAGCAGGGAGCCCAAUCCUGAGGGCAUCCAUGGAGCAGAGCUAUGGCCACGAUGAGCCCAGGAAGCCUGCCACGAACUAUUGGCUGUUCGUGCUACCAACGCAUUUUCCAUCCGUCAGCCCAUUCAUUUUUUGCCAGGUGUGCUGCUGGGGGGGACCGUUCCCUUUAAAUGCAUUUGCUAAUUGAAUUCGGCUGAGCACCGUUUGUUGCCGCUACUGUAGGAAGCGGAGCAGCUCAGCCUAACAUGUUCCACUCAGCCAGGUGCAGGCCACCUGGCGGGGUACGUUUUAGUCCAAAUGUUGACCUCCUGUAUUUUAAUACCAAGAAAAAGUUGGGUUGGUUUUUCUGUUUGCAGGGGAGCUUCUUUCUAUGCGUGGAAUGGUAAUUCUUAAACCGAUAGGGUAAAUUUUAAGUGUUACUUCAAUAAACCCCGGCUUCUCUCUUUGCCCUUGACAAGA
Molecule: messenger RNA, 7827 nt
Organism: Gallus gallus (chicken)
Lineage: Eukaryota; Metazoa; Chordata; Aves; Galliformes; Phasianidae
Gene: THADA
Product: THADA, armadillo repeat containing
Exons: 39
Coding region: 1513-7305 (1930 amino acids)
Biological process (GO): tRNA methylation
Cellular component (GO): cytosol
Source: RefSeq, a predicted model, not a curated record